UGUUUUUCUUUCAAAGCCAGCCAACCAGUUUACGGGCUCAAACACAAACAACUGUGCCGGACUUUUCAUUCAAAACAUUAGCGAGUAAUUCCAGAAGGUAAUAUUAUUUACGUUGGGAUUUACUGAACAAAAUCCGCCGUUUUGUUUUAAAAUAGGACUGAAACAGAAUCGCUUGGGGGAAAAGCACAGAUAAGUUGCUGUCUCUCGUGUAAAGAUAUGGCGACUGCAACACCGAAAAGCGCUGCCGCCGAAUCCGGCCGGGCGGCUGCUGCUUCGACGCCGUUCUCCCCGACCCGCAUCUCCCGCUUACAGGAGAAAGAGGAACUGCGGCACCUGAAUGACAGACUGGCCGUGUAUAUCGACCGCGUCCGGUCUUUGGAGCUGGAGAACGACAGGCUGUCGCUGAAGGUCUCGGAGAAGGAGGAGAUCACGACAAGAGAGGUGACUGGGAUUAAAUCUCUGUAUGAGGCAGAACUGGCGGAUGCCAGACGUGUCCUUGAUGAGACUGCGAGAGAGAGAGCAAAACUCCAGAUCAAUCUGGGCAAGGUCAGCUCGGAGCUGGAGGAGGCCACGAAGAACUAUAAGAAGAGGGAUGGUGACCUGGCUUUGGCUCAGGCUCGUAUGAAGGAGCUGGAGUCUCAGUAUAAUCAGAGUGAAGCGUCACUCAAUACAGCUCUCAGUGAGAAAGCAGCACUCUCUGCAGAGGUUGCUGACCUGAAGAACCAGCUUGCUAAGGCUGAGGAUGCGCAUGCUGUGGCUAAGAAGCAGCUGGAGGCCGAGACACUGAUGCGAGUGGAUGUGGAAAACCGCUGCCAAAGCGUGAUUGAGGAACUUGAGUUUAGGAAGAGCAUGUUUGAGGAGGAGGUGCGUGGGACGAAGAAGCGCCAUGAUAAGCGAUUGGUGGAGGUGGACACUGGAGCCAAGCAGGAGUAUGAAUGCAAACUGGCCCAGGCUCUGCAGGACCUCCGCAAGGAGCAUGAGGAACAGGUCAACCUCUACAAGACUGAACUCGAGCAAACGUUCCAGGCUAAGCUGGAAAAUGCUAAGGUGUCCUCUGACCUCAAUGAUAAGGCAGUGAGCACAGCACGGGAGGAGCUACAGGAGGCUCGUGUCAGGAUUGAGGGGCUGACCUAUCAACUCUCUGCACUCCAGAAACAGGCAGCAGCAGCAGAGGAACGUGUGCGUGAGCUGGAGGACUUGCUGAACAGUGAGCAUGAUAAACACCGCAGAAUAAUGGAUGGCAAGGAACGCGAGAUGGCUGAGAUGAGGGACCGCAUGCAGAUGCAGCUCAAUGAGUAUCAGGAGCUGCUGGAUGUAAAGCUGGCCUUGGAUAUGGAGAUCAACGCCUACAGGAAGCUGCUGGAGGGAGAGGAGGACAGGCUGAAGCUGUCCCCUAGCCCCCCCUCACGGGUCACUGUUUCCCGAAGCGUGGCCGCUAGCAGCAGCUCCUCCCGCUCGUCCCGUGCUAAGAGGAAGCGUGUGGAGGUGGAAGAUGAGACUCCAAGUUUUCAUGUCAGCCAGCAUGCUGAGGCAACAGGCUCAAUCAGUAUUGAGGAGCUUGAUCUUGAGGGCAAGAGUGUCACCCUCAAAAAUAACUCCAAUAAGGAUCAGUCUCUGGGUAGCUGGCGGCUAAAGAGGCAAGUUGGAGAAGGAGAUGAGAUCGCCUACAAAUUCAGCCCCAAGUUUGUUCUUAAAGCAGGACAGACUGUGACAGUGUGGACUGCAGGUGCGGGUGUGUCUCACAGUCCUCCCUCAGACCUACUGUGGAAGAGCCAGAGCAGUUGGGGCAGUGGAGAUGAAACCAUCACCCUGCUAGUCAAUUCAGAUGGAGAGGAGGUGGCAAAGCGAAUGGUCACCAAAAGUGUGGUAGAGAUGGAGAAUGGAGAUGAUGAGAAUGGAGAUUUUGGAAAUGAGGAUCUGUUCCAUCAGCAGGGCGAUCCAAAGGCCCGAUCCAGAGAAUGUGCGGUCAUGUGAGGGAGCUUCAUUCACCACAGUAUUUUCCCUUGAUUGUUCCUUCAAAGCCACUACUUUUUAUAUUCUUCAAUCUACAAAUCCCUAAAAUCGUUCCCUCCCUUCCUGCCAGUGUGUGUCUGGCAUACAGUUUUUAUGGACCUCAUAUUUUAAAGCCAGGUAACCAUGAACUGUACAUCAAAAUUUUUUAAUUGCAGUUUAUCAAUGUCUUUAUUUCUUCAUCUUUUUGAUAAGCAUCAAAUGGAAGUUGGGCAACUUCUGAAUACAUGCCUCACUUCCCCAUAAUAGAGGUCUCCACAAUAUCACAGCAGGAAAUGAUUUAUUAUUAUUUUAAGUAUCGUAGAAGGUAAAAGAGCUGCACGUUGAUGCAGUUGUGUGUGUUGCCAAUUGGUUUGUUAGGUGGGAUGAGAAAUGUUUGGGACGCUUUGCUUUGACUCAUUACGUAGUUUAUUGUACGUUGAAACUGACAGUUGCCGCUUAGCUUGUGUAUUUUUGUUUUCUGCUUCAUCGUACAGAUAAACAGGGUGGAAAAGGAAUGAUGGGAGAUUAAUCAUUUCUGUAAUAAAUCCACAAAACUUUUUUUUUUUGCUUAGAAUGCUAAUGAGAAGUCAUGUGUCACUGAUAAUUGAAAGUGAAUAAUUGAAACUUCGGGCAUUUUAGGAAUCUCCUUAGUCUAAUGGGUACUGGAAUUUUUUUAAAGUUAUUUAUUUUUCUAAAAGUCAUACAACUGGGCCCCUGGCUUCUUUUUUCCUAAGUAUCCUCUGAAAUCAUGCAAACUAAUCCGCUUUUGUGCUGUCCGAUCAAGAAUCUCAGCAGAACCGGGCCUCAGGCUCACUGCUGAUGAGAACAAAUGAAAGAUGUGUGAUGUGUCAGCACAUCACAACUGAGGCUGAUCUGAAGGAUGAAAAAUGUUCAGAAAGUUCUGAACUGCUAUUAAUAUUGAGCUGAAUGUUGAUCAAAACGUCCAGACCAGACAUUUUAAUCUUAAUCAUAAUUCACAAUGAUUUUCAAGCAAAUGUUUACAUAUGGAAUAAAACACAGUAGGGUGUGCUGUUAUGAGAAAAUGAUCAGCCAAAAUUAUCCUGAAUUGAUUAUUUUCAAAAAAAAAAAAACACACCCUGAAUUGUUUUAUUCCUCUUAAACCAAAACCACAAAGUGUAAUCUCAUCUGUCCCAUGGUGGACAACUGUGUUUUAUUUGUUUGUUUGUUUGUUUUUUACAAAGUACACACACUGGAGACUCCUCGUAUAGAUGAGAGAUUAAACACGUUACAGGAAACUUCAUAUUGGUGAUUUACAUGGGUUUUUUUUCCCCCUCUUCGUAAAUCCAUUUAUACUCAGCAAAAAUAAAAACUUGACACUCAUUAUUUUUCAAAUAGUGUUUAGAAACUUUUCUUGAAAGAGUUCUUGUUGUGCAUGUUCUCCCCGUGUCCGCGUGGGUUUCCUCCGGGUGCUCCGGUUUCCCCCACAGUCCAAAGACAUGCAGGUUAGGUUAACUGGUGACUCUAAAUUGACCGUAGGUGUGAAUGUGAGUGUGAAUGGUUGUCUGUGUCUAUGUGUCGGCCCUGUGAUGACCUGGCGACUUGUCCAGGGUGUACCCUGCCUUUCGCCCGUAGUCAGCUGGGAUAGGCUCCAGCUUGCCUGCGACCCUGUAGAACAGGAUAAAGCAGCUAGAGAUGAUAUGAGAUGAGUUCUUGUUGUGAUUAUGGUUAAAUGCAUUGUCAAGGGCAUUACGUCACACAUUCAUUCUACUGGUCGGGCCUACAUAGCACGUGCGAGAGCACUGCACGCUAAAAUCACGUUUCCACGUGACACAAGUGACGUGACUUAUUGAUACACGUGCAAUUGAUCUCACGGUAGCAGAGUAGAGUGUCAUCUCAGAAAAACAAGGUUUUAUGGUUAAUUAUUCGUUAAUUUGCAAUGCCACAACUGUCAAACAUUCAGCAUGAACGUGCCAUUGGCAUGCUGAAUACGGGAACAUCCGUCACUGACGUUGCAAGGGUUAUGGGAUGCAGUCGACAGACCAUCCAUAAUCUCCAGACACGUCUCCAUCAAACUGGCACCACAGCCGACCGUAAGGAACCCUCCACAGAACUUGCAGGAGCUUGGUGCCAUGUUGGUACAAAUAUGGCGGCGCAUUCCCCAAGCUGUGUUCAGACGCAUCAUCCAAUCCAUGAGGAGACGUUGUAUCGCAGUUGUGAACGCCCAUGGAGGACACACCCGAUAUUGACAUGAUUUCAUUAAGUUGUGACUCUCAGUUUUUGAUCAUGGACAUUGUCGUCGCAUUUCCGGUGGAACCGAUUCCAUGACAAACAUGAUCUGUAUGCUAUAGCAUCUUUAAUGACAAGAUAAUUGAAUACAAUCGUUAUUUCAAACCUAUUUUCCAAAAUGUUCAAAUUAUUGACUUUGAAACGAGUGUAAAGUUUUUUUUAUUUUUGUUGAGUAUAUGUGGAGUGUCUGCCAUACGUGUCCCUGUGUAAUUUGUUACCAUAGAAAAUUUAUUCGAACGAAUCAGAACAUGAAUAUAAACGUGUGCUUUGAAUUGCAGCCAGCAUUACCGUCAUUGCUGCUGGAGAAAUAAUUCGACACCAUCUGAGCAAUCUGAUGUAAUCAGAACCCAUGUGGUAUAAUGCAAAACUUGUUUCUCAAGAUGAAGCCUAGCAAGUAGUUUGGCAGCAAUGGUUAGAUUUUUAUUUGUCAAAAUCUAAUUUGUCAAAUUUGCUUAAGGUAUAGUGCAGAUUUUGAGCCACUGCCAAAUAUUGUGAUAUUAAAUGUUAGUACUUUUCCACCCUGUUCAUUCAAAUGCAGCUGUUAUACAUUAUGAUUUGUAAAAGCUCAUCAUGUGUGUCUGUGUGUGUGUGUAUAUACAAAAAAAAUUCAUUAUUGUAAAAUGUUAAAAUGAGGUUUUUCAGACAAUUAGUACACAGUUAAUAUUUUUCUACAGUUUUAAUCACUCGGGUAUGGGGCUGCAAAUAAACCAACCACUCUCAGCACCAGCUUUAGAUUGCUGUUGUGCACUGGCGGUGGUGAGGGAGGCUGAAAUUAGCCUAAUGUCCACCAGCACAAUUUAAAAAAUUGGAUGUGAUUUUAGAAUAUGACAGAAGUUUUGAAGCUGAUUUCUCAGGACAGUUAAAACCCUCCAAAUGAAUCCCCUUGUGCACAGGAGGGAAUCCCGGUGGUGCUGAGGUGGGCUUCAUAUGCAUUUUAAAGCAAGAUGAAUUAUUAAACAUGGGUGUAAAUUAUUAGCUGCAGGUGAUAUCAGAUACAAUCUGUCAUUUUAAUAUUGGCCUGGGAACCUGUUGUUUUAUUAUUAUUAUUAUUAUUAUUAGGCUGCUCAAUGGAGCACUUUGCAUAUUGAACCAUUUUAAUGGGACUUUGGAAGUCAGGUUUACAUUUUUUUUUUUUUUUAAUUUUACAGUGUUUUUUUUUUUUAAUCGAAUCUGUGAUAUUCUCAGUGUCACUGUACGGAUUUCAUUAGGAUGAGUGGACAAGUAUGCAUUUGUUACAGGUCCUCUGAACUAAUAAAAUCAACACGCCUUUUUUUUUUAAACAACACUCCAUCUGUGAAUAGAAAUCUGAGCUUAUUUUUUAGAAUUUAACACUGUUGGCCAGAGUGUGUGGCUUUUUUUUUUUCCUUUCUUCAGGUUUUAAUCGACUUGACUGUGAUGUGUAACAGAUGACAAGCACUUCCUGUGUUUUUUGCGCAGCACUGCAGGAUAUUAAAUACAGUAAUGGUCUACUGUAUCACUGAUCUGAAACAGCAGUGAGGAGCCACAGACUUGUCUGUUAAGUUUGAACCAUUUAAAAUGUGAAAAGAAUGAAAUUUGAAUUGACCAAGGGCAGGGUGGGGGGGAGCAUCUCGAUGAUCUGAGGAAUGAACGCAGACAGCAAGCAGGCCAAAUCUCUCAACUUUUUACUUGUGUGAUUUGUUUUGUAUGCAUAAUACAAUAAAUGUUUUGCAUAGUAUUAUCAGA
Molecule: messenger RNA, 5943 nt
Organism: Neoarius graeffei (lesser salmon catfish)
Lineage: Eukaryota; Metazoa; Chordata; Actinopteri; Siluriformes; Ariidae
Gene: lmnb2
Product: lamin B2
Exons: 12
Coding region: 217-1974 (585 amino acids)
Source: RefSeq, a predicted model, not a curated record